Messenger RNA from Sinocyclocheilus anshuiensis, 3532 nucleotides. RefSeq names its product ras and EF-hand domain-containing protein homolog. The record is from RefSeq and is a predicted model, not a curated record. The transcript is spliced from 18 exons. Gene Ontology annotation, molecular function: GTP binding; GTPase activity; calcium ion binding. NCBI's taxonomy places the organism in Eukaryota, Metazoa, Chordata, Actinopteri, Cypriniformes, Cyprinidae. Bases 294 to 2411 code for a protein of 705 amino acids.
CGCACUAGUGUUUGCUCAAACUUGUCUUCAGCUUUCUGAAGUCAUGAGUCCGUAACGCGAGCAGCUCCAGCUUCAGAAUCUUCUGCACGUUCAGUUAAACUUCAGUCUCAGCCUUUGCUUGCACUUAAUGUCCAGUUGUGGAGAGUUUCACUCUUAACAGUACUUUUCAACGAUAUUGUCGCUUUAUGGGUGGACAUUAUGAAGUAACGUCAGCGGCUGCCUGUUUAAAGGGCUGACCCAUGUGAGGAGAGUGGAGUUCACACACACAUACAUACGCACACACAAACACACACAUGGACGGCAUGGCGUCUUUCUCCAGCACCUGUGGCUCCAAGGUGGAUCGGGCGUCCCAUCGGAGAGGAGAAAACAGACAGGGGACACCCAGUGACAGUGACUGCAGUGCUGUGCUUGAGAAGACCAGAGAGUUCUUCCAGAUUUGUGACAUCGAGGGCAAAGGCUUCAUUACACGACGGGACAUGCAGAGGUUAAAUGGAGAGCUUCCUCAGAGUGCUGAGGAACUUGAGAACGUCUUUGAUACUCUGGACGCAGAUGCCAACGGAUAUCUGACCUUUGAGGAGUUCUCCUCCGGCUUUAGUGAAUUUAUGUUUGGUCCAGGUGUGGUGUCAGUAGAUCCACAUGCAGAUGAGCAGCCGGUCUCAGGAAAGACUCCGGAAGUACUCUAUGAGAGCCAAUGGGAGGAGAGACUCAGCAGGGGAGAGGAUGACGAGGAGAAACACUUCUGCAUGCUAAUGGAGAACCUGGGGGCAAGCAACAUCUUUGAAGAACCAGGAGAGGUGCGGAGUCUUUGGGUGCAGCUUAGAAAAGACGAGCCUCACCUCCUGUCCAAUUUUGAGGAGUUUCUUGCCAGGGUCACUUAUCAGAUCAAAGAAGCCAACCAGGAGAAGAAAGAGAUGGAGACGGCCCUUAAAAGGAAAGCGGCGACACAUGAUGAUGAAAUCCAGAGGCUGUAUGAAGAAAUGGAGCAACAGAUCAAGAAUGAGAAAGACAGGAUACUUUUAGAGGAUUCUGAGCGGUUCUUGUCUCGCAGUCAGGACUUGGAGCAUCAGCUUUCCACUAAAGAGAAGGAGCUGGAAAUUAUUUCUAACAAACAGAAACGGCUGGAGCAUCAGUGUCGAGAGCUGCACAGCGAGCAGCGGGAGACAGCCGUGGAGAAUGUUAAACUAAAGCAGUAUAAUGAGGACUUGAGCCGUGAGCUGGAGCACACCACCCAGGAGCUGAGUCUGGCCCAGGAGCAACUCAUGCUGCUGCAGGAACAGGCCUCACGCCUGCACGAGGAGAGAGAGAUGGAGAUUUAUAGAGUUACAGAAAGCCUGCAGAGAGAGAGGGCAAGUCUUCUCAAGCAGCUUGAUUUGCUAAGAGAAAUAAACAAACACUUACGAGAUGAAAGAGACAUAUGCUAUCAAAAACCAAAUACUUCUGCUGCAAAACUCUCAUGGAAACCGAGGUCUGAAUCAAUUACUAUGAAGCACUCUGAGCGGAAGCAGUCAUUUAUAAGCGAUGAGGAUGAAGAGGUUCUGCCGCAGUCUAAGCGGAAGAACAUGAUUGGCCAAAAUGGGCACAGUAUGGACCUGGAGGACAUGUUAGAUGGACGACCUCCUUCAAAACACCAGCUCCAGAGGAUCAUCUCCAUCGAGGAGGACCAUCUUCCUCAACUCCUUCAACAGGGUUAUCAGGCCCAGCUCAGAGAAUGGAGUGAAGAUGAGGAGUUGGAGGAGGGCAUGGACCUCCAGAUGAGCAAUAUUUACCCCACAACUAGCACUCCGACCUCUGUUUCACCUCCUCCAGGAGUCGCACCCACACCCACCUCACCCAGGGGACAGCCUGUGGGCAAAGAGACAGUCCAGUCGGAGGAAGGGGCCAGUUCAGGUCCAGAUCGUCUGUUUAAGAUUGUUCUGGUGGGGAAUUCUAGUGUGGGAAAAACAUCUCUUCUACGUCGCUUCUGUGACAACUUUUUCCACUCUGGUACAUGUGCUACUGUAGGUAUUGACUACAGUGUGAAGACUCUGACGGUGGACAACAGCCAGGUAGCCUUGCAAAUGUGGGACACAGCAGGACAGGAAAGGUAUCGCAGCAUCACCAAGCAGUUUUUUCGCAAGGCUGAUGGUGUGGUUGUGGUGUAUGACAUCACUAAUGAGCAGACUUUCACAGCAGUGAGACAGUGGCUAGCCAGUGUGCAGGUGAACGGACAGAGAGAGGUUCCAUUAGGAUUGGCUGAGAAAUUAGCCAAGGACUUUCAGUUAAUUUUCUAUGAGUGCAGUGCUUUUUCAAGCAACAAUGUGACAGAGUCCAUGAUUCACAUGGCAAGAGUUCUGAAAGACCAAGAGGACAGAGAAAAAGAGAAAACCGUGUCACUAGUAGACAGCCACGCUAAGAAGUCGUCCUGCUGCUAGUAGAAAGUCACCCAUAAACACUGCAGAUCUUUCAAACCUUUUUGCUUCUGCAUUUUAGUGUGGUUUGGUGUUAAUGCUCAUCUGUUUUUCUUCCUCUUGUGUUCCCAUUUUCUCUUUUUGUAUGACCACUGUGGAGUUCAAAUUGUUUGGUCUUUUUAUAUACCAGUACCUCUUUACAGUGUGAAACGGACCAUUUUUACAAUAGCAAUUAGGGCUUUAAGUAGAGCACUAUAAUUUUGUAUAUUACUACAGUUGUCAAACGUUUCCCUAUCAAGGUCAUUUAAAUCACCCAUCACACUAUUGAAGUAAACAAACCUGUAUUUUUGUAUUGACAGUUGUUGUAAUUUAUCUUUUUUAAUAUGAAGGUCUAAGAAAGUAUAUUUUAAAUGAGCAAAAUAAGCUCCUACACGCUAGUUUGUUUACAGCACAGUCAUUUGCACAGAUGUAUUAUUUAUUACUAAUGAUGAAUUGACUUAUUCCUUUAUUAUUCCUAGCAAGCAGACAUAUUGUGAAAAAUGGCUGUAAUCGGCAUGAAUAUUUUUAAUACACUGCCAUGCAGCCAACAUAUGGUUUGCAUAAGGAUUCGGUUUUAACAGAGUUCGGUGUUGUUCGCUUUACAGUACUGAAUAAACCACUGAUCUAUUUAAAUGGAUUUAGUCUAAUAUUGAUUUCAGAUCACUUUUUGAUUUGCAUUUUAUGUAUUGUGGCAACAGUAAUGUGUGUGUUUAUAUAUAGUCUGUAUUUGCUAUUUAAUGCAGUCAGUGUUAAAUCAGUUAAAAUGUCUCACUGCAGUUGUUGAUGUUCACACUUACCAUAAAUAAUUAGAGAUGCAGUAAUAAUCCACUAGAGAGUGGAUUUAUGCACGUUUGAGAUAAGGCCUAUGCUGUGUUUUCAGUUUCAAGUUUUUCAGUAAUCGCAAUAUGAUUCUUGAUCUGUAACUUGAGUUUUCAUAUUGAUUCACACAUAAUUUAUCUAUCACAGCUACUGUAUGACCACUGGGCAGAAUAACACUAGAUUUCUCACUCAUUUAGUCUUAUAUAUAUGUUCCUGCUUUAUGUACAUGUGUAAUGUGUAAAUACUAAAUAGAAAUGUAUUUUGAGUGAAAUGUUAAAAAUAAAGAA